Molecule: messenger RNA, 9193 nt
Organism: Anopheles coluzzii
Lineage: Eukaryota; Metazoa; Arthropoda; Insecta; Diptera; Culicidae
Gene: FASN1
Product: fatty acid synthase
Exons: 7
Coding region: 1035-8387 (2450 amino acids)
Biological process (GO): fatty acid biosynthetic process
Molecular function (GO): 3-oxoacyl-[acyl-carrier-protein] synthase activity; phosphopantetheine binding; oxidoreductase activity
Source: RefSeq, a predicted model, not a curated record
CUCGCACUGUCAUUUGCUCCCGCUCUGGUGCGCGAUGUUUGGGGGAAAAUUCCGUCCCUUUCUUCGGGUUUCGUCCGCCUUGCUGAUGACCGCGCUGGCCGUUGCUGCUGGUGCAAGCUCAGCAUAUUUCACACACCAGCAAGCGGGCUGGAAAACGCACUCCAGCACAAGUAUUCACCGCCGGCGGAAGCAUUUUCCCGAAGCGCUGCUGCUGCUGCACACGCCAACUCUCCAAACUGCAAAGGAAGAAUCGAGGAAAAACGCAGAUGAGAGCAGAUCUAGUUGCAAAUUUGUUUUUUUUUUUUGCUAAGAAAGUGUGAACAUAAAAAAGGUUGAAAUUCUUUGAAAAAAAAGGAAAAAGACGCGGAAACAGCAGUGCACGUAAAGUGACAAAUUAAUCAUAAAAAGAGUAUUGUAGGAGAAAGUACAGCACCGAAGUAAGGCCAGCCGCCCAGACAGGUCCAGUGAACGUUGGAAGUGAAGAUUCUGCAUCGUAGUAGCCUGUUCUGGUUCUUACCUUGGGACACAGUUUUCCGUUGAACCACAAAAAGUUAAGUGCGCGUGUGUGUGUUUUGUCUCUUUCGGCCGGAAGUGUUGCCGGAAAUUGAUUGUCUGCGGUGAACCAAAAAAAAGGACUGCAAGUGUGCAAGUACAAUUCUCCAGUGCCUGAAAGUGCAUCUAACACCCCCUGGAGAAGGUGAAAGGUUAUAAAGGCUUCUAGAUAAGUUUGAAUUACAAAAAAAAAAAGAAUUCAAAGACUGACACUGUUCAACACACAAAUUCAUCGUCCCAGCUGAAGGAAAAGGUGCCACCAAUUAGGCGUUGCUUGUUAUCCUUCCAACAAACGCGUGGCAUCCAACCCCCGGACUCCGCAAUAAUCGCAGGGCAUCGUCAGGAGCCAACGUCAGCGUUAACAGGCUUCUUCAGGCGUACCGUCCUCCCCCCGUGGUACAUCGCGUACAAGCGCCGCCAUUCCUUCGCGAGGCAAACGUUCGAACAGACGCAAACAACGACGCAAUCAAAGCAGCUCGACCAUGCCGGCCCGCUUCGAGGAGGUGACCGCUGCUGACACCCGCCGCGGUGUCCCCAUCGAUCUCGCCGGGGGACACUACGAUGUCGGCGGUGGGGUGGGUGGCCAUGGAGGCCACCCCCGGCCCGCCAUACCGGACGACAUCUGCAUCACAGGCUUCUCGGGCCGGCUGCCCGAAAGCUCCAACAUUGACGAGUUCAAGCGCAACCUGCUGGAGGGUGUGGACAUGGUGAACGACGACGAUCGGCGCUGGCCCCGCGGCCUGUACGAUCUGCCGACGCGCAUCGGCAAGAUCAAGGACGAGGAUCUGAUGAAGCUCGAUGCGGAGUUUUUCAAAAUUCACCAAAAGCAGGCAGAGUGUAUGGAUCCGCAGCUGCGCAUGCUGCUGGAGUGUACGCACGAGGCGAUCAUUGAUGCUGGCAUCAACCCACAAGAAAUCCGCGGCAGCCGCACCGGCGUGUACAUCGGCUGCUCGAACUCGGAAACCGAGCAGCACUGGUGUGCCGAUCCGGACCUGGUGAACGGGUACGGACUGACCGGCUGCGCCCGUGCCAUGUUUGCUAACCGCAUCUCGUUCACGUUCGACUUCAAAGGCCCGAGCUAUGCGGUCGACACCGCCUGCUCGAGCUCGCUGUUCGCGCUGUCGCAAGCGUUCGCCGACAUGCGGGCGGGCCACUGCGAUGCGGCGAUCGUGGCCGGCUGCGGCCUCAUCCUGAAGCCCACCAUGUCGCUGCAGUUCAAGCGGCUGAACAUGCUGAGCAAGGACGGCAUGUGCAAAGCGUUCGACGAGUCGGGCAACGGGUACGUGCGGUCGGACGGCUGCGUCGUGACGUUCCUGCAGCGGGCCGCCAACUCGCGCCGCAUCUACGCGAGCGUGCUGAACGUGCGCACCAACACGGACGGGUACAAGGACCAGGGUAUCACGUACCCGAUCGGCGAGAUGCAGAAGCGGCUGAUUCGCGAAACGUACGAGGAGAUUGGGCUGAGCCCGGCCGACGUCACGUACGUGGAGGCGCACGGUACCGGCACGAAGGUGGGCGACCCGCAGGAGGUGAACGCAAUUACGGACUUCUUCUGCAAGGACCGGAAGGCGCCACUGCUGAUCGGCUCGGUCAAAUCGAACAUGGGCCACUCGGAACCGGCGUCCGGCGUGUGCUCGAUCGCGAAGAUCCUGAUCGCGAUGGAGGAGGGUGUCAUCCCGGGCAACCUGCACUACAACAGCCCGAACAAGGACCUGUACGGGCUGAUGGAUGGCCGGCUGAAGGUGGUCGAUCGCAAUCUGCCCUGGAACGGUGGCAUUAUUGGGCUGAACUCGUUCGGCUUUGGUGGUGCGAAUGCGCACGUCAUCCUGAAAUCGAACCCGAAGCCGAAACCGAUCAGCCCGAAGGACGGUGGCUUCCCGAAGCUGAUGGUGGCGUCCGGCCGCACGACGGAAGCGGUGGAAGCGUUCCUGGACCAGGCUGCUAAGAGCAAGGAUGAUGAGGAGUUUGUGGGGCUGGUGAAUGAGAUUCACAGCCGCAACAUUCCGCUGCAUAAUCACCGCGGGUACACGGUGGUGGCCGGCGAUGGACAGUCGCAGACCGUGCGCGAGGUGCUGGAGGUGAAUGCGGACGAGAAGCGCCCGGUGUGGUUCAUCUACUCCGGCAUGGGCUCGCAGUGGGCCAGCAUGGCGAAGGAUCUGAUGCAGCUGGAGGUGUUCCACAACAGCAUCUACCGGUGUGCGGAGGCGCUCCGCCCGGAGGGUGUCGAUCUGAUCGACGUGCUGACGAAGAGCGACGAGACCAAGUUCGACAACAUCCUGAACUCGUUCAUCUCGAUCGCGGCGGUGCAGGUGGCGCUGACCGAUGUGCUGACGCACGUGGGCAUCACGCCCGACGGUAUGGUUGGCCACUCGGUCGGCGAGCUGGGGUGUGCGUACGCCGAUGGGUGCUUCACGCCCGAACAGACCGUGCUGGCUGCGUACUGGCGUGGUCGCAGCAUCCUCGACACGGACCUGAUCGCGGGCCAGAUGGCGGCCGUUGGCCUGUCGUGGGAGGAGUGCAAACAGAAGCUGCCGAAGGACGUGAUCCCGGCGUGCCACAACAGUGCAGACAGUGUGACGAUUUCCGGCCCGGUCAGCUCGGUCAGCAAGGUGAUUGCGGACCUGAACGCACAGGGCAUCUUUGCGAAGGGCGUGAAAUCUUCCGGCAUCGCGUUCCACAGUCGCUACAUUGCGGAUGCGGCACCGAAGCUGCGCAAAUCGCUGGACCGCAUCAUUCCCAACCCGAAGAACCGUACGCCGCGCUGGAUCAGCACGAGCAUACCGGAGGAAUCGUGGCCGACGGCACUGGCCCAACAGUCCUCGUCGGCGUACCACGUGAACAAUCUGCUGUCACCUGUCCUAUUCGCGGAAGGGUUGAAGCACGUGCCGGCCAAUGCGAUCUGCAUCGAGAUUGCACCGCACGGGCUGCUGCAGGCGAUUUUGAAGCGAGCGCUCGGAAAGGAUGCGACCAACUUGAGCUUGAUGAAGCGUGACCAUGCCAACAACAUGAUCUUCCUGCUGAGCAACCUGGGAAAACUGUACUCUUCCGGGGCGCAACCGCAGGUGCAGAAGCUGUACCGCCCGAUUACGUACCCCGUGGGUCGGGGAACUCCCAUGCUGAACUCGCUGGUCAAGUGGGACCAUUCCAUCAAUUGGUUCCUCGCCAAAAUUGGUGUUGAAAACAAAUCGGGUGAAACGAUCAUCGAUGUCAACCUGGGCAAGGAUGAGGACGCCUACCUGGCGGGUCACACGAUCGACGGGCGCGUGCUGUUCCCGGCCACCGGCUAUCUGACUCUGGCCUGGCGCACGUACGCCAAAAUGCAGGGCGCCGACAUCGAGAAGACGCCGGUCGUGAUCGAAAACGCGGUGUUCCACCGGGCCACCAUCCUGCCGAAGGACGGUUCGGUCAAGUUCGGCAUCAACUUCUUCGACGGUACCGGUGCGUUCGAGAUCUGCGAGGGUGGCACGCUGGCCGUCUCGGGCAAGCUGACCAUCCCGGAGAAGAUCGAGCAGGAGGAGCUGCCGCUGAACAAGCUGGAGGCGGACAAGUCCGGCCUGCCACUGAACAUGAGCGACGUGUACAAGGAGCUGCGGCUGCGCGGCUACGACUACGCCGACAUGUUCCGCGGCGUGACGCGCAGCGACGGGCGUGCCAUCACCGGCGAGCUGCAGUGGCGCGACAACUGGGUCAGCUUCAUGGACACGAUGCUGCAGUUCAGCAUCCUGGGGAAGGAUUUGCGCGAGCUGUAUCUGCCGACGCGCAUCGAGAAGAUUGUCAUCAACCCGGCCCGCCACCUCGAGAUGGUGGCCAACCUGACGCAGACGGGCGACGAUCGCACGCUGCCGGUGUACAUGUACCGGGAGAUUAACGUCAUCAAGUCGGGCGGGGUGGAGAUGCGCGGAUUGCGCGCAACGCUUGCGCCGCGCCGCCAGGGCACCCAGGCGCCGCCCACGUUGGAGAAGUACGUGUUUGUGCCGAACGCCAACGAGAAGGAGCUGGCGGAGGGCAACAGCGAGAAGGCACGACUGCGUGCGAUCACGGCCGCCGUCCAUCUGGUGAUCGAGAACAGUGCCGGCGCACUGAAGAUCAAGGUGGCGGAGGCAAGCUUCGAGCGGUCGCCCGAAAACACGAUGGCCGGCACGGUGCAGGCCAUCAUCGAGGGCGAGCCGACGCUCGCGAGCGAUGUGGCCGUGGCGACGACGCACCAGCCGGACAGUCUGGUGCAGCACUACGGUGAGUCGGGCGUGCGCGUCCUCAGCAAGGACGUGGCGGCGGGUGCGAUUGAGCAGAACUGCCACCUCGCGAUCGGGUACGACACGUUCGGGCGGGCCGAUCCGGACACGAUCCUGCGCAAUCUGCGCGACUCGAUCAAGGCGGACGGGUUCGUGCUGCUGGAGGAGUCGCGCAGCACGUUCGAUGCGCGCUGCCGGGCCGCGCUCGUAAAGGGUGGCUUUACGCUCGUCAGCACGCAGGUGUGUGAGAAGAAGGUGUUUGUGCUGGUGCGGCCGAUCAUUGCCGAGCUGGCGCAGCGCAAGAGCGUCGUGAUCGCGCUGACGGAGCGCUCGUUCGGCUGGGUGGAGGAGCUGAAGGCAGCGCUGGCGAAGGCGGAAGCGACCAGCACGUAUGUGUACAUCGUGUGCCAGGGUGAGGAGCUUUGCGGUGCGCAGGGUUUGAUGAACUGCGUGAAGAACGAGGUGGGCGGCAAGUUCGCCCGGCUGUACUUCAUCCAGGACCGCAAGGCGGACAAGUUUUCGCUGACCGGCGCCAUGUACAAGGAGCAGCUGGCGAAGGAUUUGAUCUGCAACGUGCUGCGUCCGGCCAAUGGAACGCCGGCGCCGGCCUGGGGCACCUUCCGUCAUCUCCGGCUCGACAACCAGUCGAACGCACCGUCGCUGCCGGUGGAGCACGCGUACAUUAACGCGCUCACGAAGGGCGAUCUGGCGAGCCUGAAGUGGAUCGAGAGUUCGCUGUCGCGCGAGCGGCCCGAUCCGAGCGCGCGUGACGCACGCACCGAGCUGUGCACGGUGUACUACGCGCCGAUCAACUUCCGCGACGUGAUGCUGAGCUCGGGCAAGCUGGGGGCGGACGCCCUGCCCGGCGAUCUGGCCACGCAGGACUGCAUCCUGGGGCUGGAGUUUGCGGGCCGUGACUCGAACGGACGGCGCAUCAUGGCGAUGGUGCAGGCCAAAUCGCUCGCCACGACGUGCGUGGCGCAGCGCAACAUGAUCUGGGAGAUUCCGGACGGCUGGACAAUGGAGCAGGCGUCGACGGUGCCGUGCGUGUACUCGACCGUGUACUACGCGCUGGUCAUGCGCGGACGCAUGAAGCGUGGCGAGUCGAUUCUGAUCCAUGCCGGGUCGGGCGGCGUUGGCCAGGCGGCCAUUUCGGUGGCGCUGGCGGCGGGUGUGACCGUGUACACGACGGUCGGCUCGAAGGAGAAGCGCGAGUUCCUGAAGCGCACCUUCCCGCAGCUGACCGACCGGAACAUUGGCAACUCGCGCGACUGCUCGUUCGAGCAGUUGGUGAUGCGCGAAACGCAGGGCCGCGGUGUCGAUCUGGUGCUGAACUCGCUCGCCGAGGAGAAGCUGCAGGCGUCGAUCCGUUGUUUGGGACUGAAUGGACGCUUCCUGGAGAUUGGCAAGUUUGAUCUGAACAACAACAGCCCGCUCGGUAUGUCCGUGUUCCUGAAGAACACGUCCUUCCACGGUAUCCUGCUGGAUAGUGUAAUGGAGGGUGACGAUGAGACGAUCGCCGAGGUGGUGAAGCUGGUGGCGGACGGUAUCAAGAGCGGUGCGGUGCGGCCCCUGCCGACGAGCGUGUUCACCGAGCAGCAGGUCGAGCAGGCGUUCCGCUUCAUGGCGUCGGGCAAGCACAUCGGCAAGGUAGUGGUGCGCGUGCGCGAGGAAGAGAAGGCGAAGAUUGUGCAGCCGGCGCCGAAGCUGAUCAGCGCGAUCCCGCGCACCUACAUGCACGCCGAGAAGGUGUACAUCCUGAUCGGGGGGCUCGGCGGAUUCGGGCUGGAGCUGUCCAACUGGCUGGUUUCGCGCGGCGCCAAGAUCAUCGUGCUGACGUCGCGCAGCGGCGUGCGCACGGGCUAUCAGUCGCUCAUGAUCCGACGCUGGACGGAGCGAGGCGUGAAGGUGGUGAUCGACACGAACGACGUAACAACGCUGAAGGGCGCCCAGAAGCUGCUGACGGACGCGGCCCGGCACGGCCCGGUGGGCGGUGUGUUCAAUCUGGCCGCGGUGCUGCGCGACGGCCUGUUGGAGAACUCGACCGAAGCCGACUUCCGGGCGGUGUGCGUGCCAAAGGUGGACAGCACGAAGAAUCUGGACGUGGCGACGCGCGAACUGUGCCCCGAGCUGGACUACUUCAUCUGCUUCUCGAGCGUGUCCUGUGGGCGCGGUAACCAGGGCCAGGUGAACUACGGGCUGGCCAACUCGGCGAUGGAGCGUAUCUGCGAGGCGCGCCACGCGGUCGGUCUACCGGCAACUGCCAUCCAGUGGGGCGCGAUCGGAGAUACGGGGCUGGUGCUGGAGAAUCUGGGCGACAACGACACGGUGGUGGGCGGUACGCUGCCCCAGCGCAUGCCGUCCUGCCUGCAGACGAUGGACCUGUUCAUGCAGCAGCCCUCCCCGGUGCUUGCCUCGAUGGUGAUCGCCGAAAAGCGCAAGACGGACACGGGCGGCGUCAGCCUGGUGGGCUGCAUUGCGAACAUUCUCGGCCUGAAGGACACCAAGAACGUGUCGGACGGUGCGACGCUGGCCGAUCUCGGCAUGGACUCGCUGAUGGGGGCGGAAAUCAAGCAAACGCUCGAGCGCAGCUUCGAUUUGGUGCUGAGUGCGGCCGAAAUCCGGCUGCUUACCUUCGGCAAACUGCGCUCCUUCGAGAAGGGUGGUGCGGCGGCGGCCGGUGAUGUCGGUGCGGCGGCGGGCGGUUCGCCCGCGGCUGCGGCUGCGAGCGAAAACGCGAUCGGCGACGGUACGCAGGUGAAGUUCAGUGCGGAGCUGAUGCCGAAGGAGUGUCUGGUGCGGAUGGAGUCGGCGGCACCGGCCGGCAGCAAGGCGCGGCCCGUGUUUGCGGUGCACGCCAUCGAGGGCGUCAUUACGGCGCUGAUCCCGCUGGCCCAGACGCUGCCGGUGCCGGUGUACGGUUUGCAGUGCGACGAGGCGGCCCCGCUCGAGUCGCUCGUGCUGCUGGCGGGCUACUACAUCAAGCAGAUACGCACGGUGCAGCCGCGCGGUCCGUACACGAUCGUGGGCUACUCGUUCGGUGCGUCGAUCGCGUACGAAAUGGUUGCCCAGCUGGAGAAGGCGGGCGACACCUGCCAGCUGCUGCUGGUGGACGGUUCGCCCCGGUACGUGAGCUGGUACACCGAGGCGCAGAAGCAGCGCAACGCGAACGGCGAGGUCGUGCAGGCGGAGGACGAAGCGUACGCGCUGGCCUACUUUGCGAUGGUGUGCGGUUCGCUCGACUACGGCCGCACCGCGAAGGAGCUGGUCGAGGCGAAGUCGUGGGAGGAACGGGUGGCCAAGUGUGCGGAGAUGGUGCACGCGAAGGCACCGCAGUACUCGCUCAAGCUGCUCGCCACCACCGCCAAGUCGUUCGUGGGCAAAAUCGUCGCCAGCCACAUGUACAAACCGGCGUCCAAGAUCAAGGCCACGGUGAAGCUGGUGAAGCCGACGGAAAAUUACGCCAAACUGCAGGGCGACUAUGGCCUAUCGGACCUCUGCCAGCAAAAGGUGGAACUCUUCACGGUUGAGGGCGACCAUCGAUCGAUGCUGCUCGGCGAUUCGAUGAAGAAAAUCUCGGACGUGUUGCAGAAGCUGCUCUAAACAGGCGGUGCGGUGCAAUGCCCGACUCGACGACUACUUCAACUCUCUUAAGAGCUCCUGCUGCGUAGAGAAAGAGGAGGCCCUCUGCUGCGCGAGCGCGAGUGCUGUAAUUUAUGAAACAUUUCCGCUUCUAAACGCGUUCUUAGCGCGCAAAGAGAGAGAGAGAUAGAGCUUGCGUAGAGAUAGAUGGCCCCAGUGAUUUCAUUUGAUCGCCUGUUUUAAGCAACCAACAUUCCAACAGAAUCUUAGCCUUUUAGUAAUAAUAGUAGUAGUAGUGGUAGUAGUAGUACUUGUUGCGCUCAAACCAUUAUCAUCACUUCAAUUGUGCACUUCAACCCACAUUUCGAGAGAAAACCAAUGCAAACAUAAAGCCUUUUCUUUUGUACAUAAACUCAAAAAAAAACGGGGAGAACUAUUGGCUUUUGUUUUAGAGCAACAACAACUGGCUGCUACUACCACUACUACCGCGGCCACUGUAAGCAGUGGCUUCCGUAGCAUCCCGUAGCAGUUAGCAGCCCCAGCUCCGGGAUGAAGGGGACGAUUUAGCCGGAAGCUAAACAAAAACAGCACACGUGCGACAUGUGACAUAGAUGUGUAAGGAGGGAACAUUUGGGAAGCGGAUCGUUUUGCGUUUAAAAAAUGCAAUCACUGCUGAAUGUUUUGUAGAAUAGAUUAAGCUUUAGCAGGAGUAAAUUUGAAAAAUGCUUGCUGCUUAUGUUAGCAUGAAUAUUUUUAGUUUUUAACAAAACACACUUUGUCGAUAAAAACAAAACCAGUUAACAGAAAACAUCACAAAUUUAAAUUAA